AGGUGUAGGAGCAGGAAAAACAAGCGGACCAAGCUGUAGCUGUGUGUGUUUACUGCUCACUGCUCACUGCUGUGGAGAAGACGCAGGAGAAGACGCAGGCUGCACAGUCAUCCAUCCAGGGCGGAGAAACAUCAGUGGAUGCAGAGAGGAAGAAGAGGAGGAGGAGGAGGAUGCUGAUUAUACCGACAGAGAGGGAGAAUUAUUAGAUGGUUGCUACUAGAAUCAAUCCUAAACUAUAAAGUGGAAUAAUUUUGCAGCAGCGAUGGACUCCAUCUGUCUUCACUGAGGCUCCCAGUUCUCCAGUUCUUCUGAUGACCAAAGGCCCUCAUGGCGCUCGUCAUUGAAUCUCGUGCCCCCUCUCCUUCUCUCUCCGGCUUCAACAGUCCCCUCUCUGAUCCUCCAUCCUUUCGUCGCCUCGAUGCCGAAACACCCUGCACCCCAGAAAUGGACCUUACCCCGACCCAGUGCGUCCUCCGCAACGUCCUCUCCAUACACACCGGAGGUGCAGUGGACUCCGGGGGAGGAGAAGGAGGAGGAGGAGGAGGAGGAGGAGAGGGGCAGACUGCCGGGCACAACCAGACGCCAGGCGAGGAACAACAGGAGCACUUUGCCAAUAGUGUCCUGAAGCUCCACGAGCAUGAUGGGACUCCAGGAAGGACGGAGGGAGAGGGGCAGGAGAUGGACAGCAGCGCGGUCAGGAGCCACGCGGGUGACGCCAGGCUGCAGUGCCAGUCUACCGGAGGGGGAGGAGGGUUUCUGGAGGGGUUGUUUGGGUGUCUGCGGCCUGUCUGGACUAUGAUUGGCAAAGCUUACUCCACAGAGCACAAACACGGCCUGGACGAGGCGUGGGAGAUCCCAUUCGAGGAGAUAUCUGACCUGCAGUGGGUGGGCAGCGGAGCCCAGGGCGCCGUCUUUCUGGGCAAACUGUACGGACAGGAAGUGGCUGUCAAAAAAGUGCGGAACAUCAAAGAGACCGACAUCAAGCACCUGCGCAAGCUCAAACACCCGAACAUCAUCACUUUCAAGGGUAUUUGCACCCAGGCUCCAUGUUACUGCAUCAUCAUGGAGUACUGUGCCCAGGGACAGCUGUAUGAGGUGCUGAGAGCAGGCAGGCAGAUCCAUCCAUCCCUGCUCAUGGACUGGGCCAUGGGCGUUGCUGGAGGCAUGAACUACCUUCACCUCCACAAGAUCAUCCACAGAGACCUUAAGUCACCAAACAUACUGAUCACUUACGAUGACGCAGUGAAGAUUUCUGAUUUCGGCACGUCCAAGGAGCUCAGCGACAAGAGCACCAAGAUGUCCUUUGCCGGUACGGUGGCCUGGAUGGCUCCUGAGGUCAUACGCAACGAACCCGUCUCAGAGAAAGUGGAUAUUUGGUCGUUCGGUGUCGUGCUGUGGGAGAUGCUGACAGGAGAGGUCCCCUAUAAGGACGUGGACUCCUCUGCUAUCAUCUGGGGGGUGGGCAACAACAGUCUGCAUCUGCCUGUACCUGACAGCUGCCCAGACAGCUUCAAACUGCUCCUGAGGCAAUGCUGGAACUGCAAGACAAGAAACAGGCCUUCCUUCAGACAGAUUCUCCUGCAUCUGGACAUCGCCUCAGCAGAUAUCCUGUCGACUCCACAAGAAACCUACUUUCAGUCUCAGGCGGAAUGGAGGGACGAGGUGAGGCAACACUUUGAGCAGAUCAAGUCUGAGGGGACGUGUCUCCACCGGCUGGACGAGGAGCUGAUCAAACGACGCAGAGAAGAACUCAGACAUGCACUGGACAUCCGGGAGCACUACGAGAGGAAACUGGAGCGAGCCAACAAUCUCUACAUGGAGCUCAACGCCAUCAUGCUGCAGCUGGAGAUCAAAGAGAAAGAACUGCACAAGAGGGAGCAGUCACUGGACAAGAAGUACCCGGGCGUCUUCAAGCACCACAGCUCCAGACAGUCGGCCUCCUCCAACUCCAUGGAGAAGCUCAUGAAGAAACGCAACGUACCUCAGAAGCUGCCUUCGUACAGCAAGAGGCCAGACUUACUAAAGUCAGAGGUCAUCCUCCCCAAACUGGACUCUUCCAUGACCCAGGUCACAAUCCCUAACAAGGGCUCUACCUCCCCCGGCCGCUCACGCCGAGGAAAACCCCGCUACAGGAAGGCUGGUAAAGGCAGCAGCGGGGACUUGGCUCAGCUGAAAGCCACUCUCUCCUCGUCAUUAGCCAUGGUCAACGCCACCUCAUCGGUUCCAAACAGCAAGCAGCUUUUAGACCCCAGUGCAGCCCUCAGGGGCCUGCAGCACGAUCUGCUGCUCAAGAAGAUGUACUCCUCGAGCCCAGAUCUCAUUUCAACCACGUUGGAAGCUGAAAACCGGAGGAAGGGGCAGGACAGGCCGGGGCUGGACCGAGCGGGCAGCCAGAGCGCCUCAGCCGGGCUGGGGGAGAGUAGAAGGACUGGAGAGCCCGAGGAGGGGCCGGAUGUGGGUGUAGGGGCCGACGACCAGGCAGAAACACCUCCACGCAGUGACACGCCCAGCGAGGAUGCAGCUUCUAUCCCGUUCUCCAGUAGCCCCGACUCGCCUUGCGGCAGGGGAGCAGCCGCAGGGAGGGCGUCCGUGCUCGGGAACCCCCGUGUUCCCCACGAGGGCGAGGAGAAGGAGGAAGGGCCGGUGAUCACACGCUCACCCAGAAGUCAACGCCUCACUCCGGCAGCACUGCUCUACAGGGCAGCAGUCACACGCAGCCAGAGACGUGGACAGUCGUCAGAGGAAGAGGAAGGAGAAGUGGACAGUGAAGUGGAGUUGCCAAGGAGACGGCGUCCCGCGAGCAUGAGCAAGUGCCAGUCCCUGUCCACCUUCAGCUCAGAGAACUUGUCGGUCUCGGACGGCGAGGAGGGAAACACCACCGACCACUCCCACAGCGGAACGCCGGACGUGGUCAGCACCAACACCGACGAGCGUCUGGACGACAAGAGCGACGACCUGCUGUCUCAGGGCUCGGAGAUCCCCGCCGACCCGUCCGACCCGACCCAGCUGGCCUCUGACGGGUUGUCUGAGAAGGAAGCUAUUCUCCGACAAGUCAAGACCCAGCUCGCUAGUAAUGACCAUAACUAUGAGGGCCUGUACGAUGACUCGGACUGUGACAGCGCAGAGCUGGACCAUUCAGGCAGUGCAGAGCCCAGCCAACCUCCAGCCAACUGGUGAAAAUCUAUCUUGACACCUCAGCCCACUCAAACUCCUGCAGAUCUGGCCUGUGAAUGCCUCUUUUAUUCUAACAGACCUACGAAUACACAGAGUUAUGAUCAGGGACAUUACAGAGAAGCAGGAAAUGAAGGCGUCAUCCCAAGCAGGAACAAAAAAACAAACCCUUUGGUGAGUGUUCUCAAAAACCUGAUAUCCUUGGGGGGGAAAAAACCCAGAACAUCCCAUUUAAUUUGAGAUAAAUGCAUCAAACUGAAUUGGGGCGCUGGCAGAGCUGACGGAGCAGCAGCCGCCGCCAUAGCAACCGGCCCAAGAUCAGCUUUGCAAAAAACACCUCAACAGCAGAGGCCUCGGUCAAAGAAGCCAUCCACACAACCGUCUAUUAGUGUCAUCUUCCGUGUCGAUUUGUAUUUUUUAAUCUCCGUUAUGAAAAUGUGUCACGUUAUUUCACAUUGUGUCAUAUGAGAACAUGAUUAUAAGAUCCUAUCAGGGCGUCAUUAUAUUUUAAUGUUUCUACUGUCAGCAUCACUGCUGCGUGCACUUAAUUUAUGAAAUGUACUGAUUUCCUCGUGAUCAUCGUGUCAUAUUGCAUUUCCUCUCAAAACGUUGUGCACUGACUAAUUUAAUGUUAUUUUACAGUGAAUCCAUUGACAUUCUUUAAAAAAAAAAAACCACAAUGUUUACAUUUUUCAUUUGUUGUUUACAUUUUUUAUUUAUAUUCGUGUCAUGGAUUAUGUUUCCAUUUUCUACACCUGCGUUUUAAUAUCUAUGUAAAUAUGUGAUGUUGUAAAAUGAACAAAUUUUUAAAACGUGAGAUUGUAUAAUUUAAAGGUGCUGAUGUUUCUAAUUAGGUGGCGCUACUCUGUUUGAACCUCAAAAAAAGCUUCUGGUAGUAGAAUGUACUGUAGCUGCCGUUCAUGUCUCAAGCAUUAAAAACACAGACAAAAGAGGAACGUGUGAACAAAGAAAAAGCAAUAUGUCUGCUCUGGGUCAGUAUGUCCCGUCAUGUCACAGGUCAAAGGAACCACAGCUGAGUUCAUUCAGGGCAGAUGGGCUUUUUUUAUUAGUAGUAUUGCAGUGUUUACUGUAUUAAAACGCAAUACCAGUUUGAGAAUCCCUUUUUUGGUCAUCUAGGGGUGUAUAUAGCAUCAGAAAAGCAUGCUUGUGAUAAAGUAUGGAUGGCCUAUUGGUCACUGUUUGUGACUCAGAUCAAAUUUAAAUAUCCAUAGAUCCAUCCGUAGAGAAAAACAAUGCAACAAAAGAAAGACUGCAGAUUGAAGGCAUCUGGAUGACAGGGACACAAAACACCAAAAAUAGAUCUCAAAUAACUGCAAAAUAUGACUUUACUUUCAUGGUUUUUGCCAGACUUGUGGCCACACUAUGUUUGCAACGUACCAGCACAGAAGGGAGAUGAGGGGGAAACUUAACAAUCAAGUAUUGUUUUAUCACAAAGAAAUCACAGGCUCAUCUGUGACGGAAGAUGACAAAAGUUAUCUUUAGCUCACUCAAUAACAGGGGUGUAAAUCACAAGUUUCAUCACGAUACAAUAUCUCAAUUCUUUGGACAACGAUACGAUAUUUGCUGAUAUCACAAAGUGAUAUCGAUACCAUUUCAGUUUGAUUCAAUUCAGGAGCCUGCGAUCGAGAUAAUAUUGUAUCGCUAGUUAACACAUCAGUUACAUUUAUAUUAACUCACGAAAAGCAACUAAGACAUGAUUUGACAAUUUUAUUACUGAGAUUUGUAGGAAGGAGAUGCGCUUGGACAGAAAUGGAGACACAGACGUGCCAUGGGAAUUUUAAAAUAAAGGCGUAUCGCAAAGAUGAUACGUAUCAAUGUUUUCACUUUGCAUCAAUGAUAUUGGAUCGUCGAUCAUUGAAACGAUAUAUCAAAGGAUCACUGGACCCCAAUUUAGCAUUUUUAAAAACCACUCUUAAAAUCUGUACGCACCUAAAAAUGAGGUCUGUUAUAUAACAAUUUGUCCACAUUUAUUCCCACUUCUCCCUCCAACAUAGCAGAUUCAUUUGGAUGAAGCUUUACAAGCCCAUAAUGUGGUUCAUCGGUUCACAGAAAGGUCUGAUAUUGUCCUCACCAGCUGAAAUUUUGGCUAACAGAUGGUAUUUUCUCACUAAUGUGCAUAACAGACAGUAUGAUACAUGAAACUCUGGUUUUGAUGUACUUGUGUCCCUUGACAAGCCUUCUUGCGUGCACAUGAUUCAAGCUUACUGUACAGCAGCACAUCCUGUUCCACUAGUUAAUGACUGAUCAGGU
Sebastes umbrosus (honeycomb rockfish) is the source of this 5442-nucleotide messenger RNA. Its product is annotated as mitogen-activated protein kinase kinase kinase 12-like. Bases 328 to 3177 code for a protein of 949 amino acids. Gene Ontology annotation, biological process: JNK cascade; protein autophosphorylation. Gene Ontology annotation, molecular function: JUN kinase kinase kinase activity; ATP binding. The record is from RefSeq and is a predicted model, not a curated record. Lineage: Eukaryota; Metazoa; Chordata; Actinopteri; Perciformes; Sebastidae. The transcript has 14 exons.